Messenger RNA from Auanema sp. JU1783, 107 nucleotides. NCBI's taxonomy places the organism in Eukaryota, Metazoa, Nematoda, Chromadorea, Rhabditida, Rhabditidae. The record is from the annotation of a GenBank genome assembly.
CUACAGGAGCAGUAGCAUCUACAGGAGCAGUAGCAUCUACAGGAGCAGUAGCAUCUACAGGAGCAGUAGCAUCUACAGGAGCAGUAGCCAACGGUCGAGUGACUUAG